This is a messenger RNA of Mollisia scopiformis, 7975 nucleotides long. RefSeq lists its product as uncharacterized. Gene Ontology annotation, molecular function: 1-phosphatidylinositol-3-phosphate 5-kinase activity; metal ion binding; ATP binding. NCBI's taxonomy places the organism in Eukaryota, Fungi, Ascomycota, Leotiomycetes, Helotiales, Mollisiaceae. The record is from RefSeq and is a predicted model, not a curated record. The transcript has 6 exons. Gene Ontology annotation, biological process: phosphatidylinositol phosphate biosynthetic process. The coding region runs from base 289 to 7809 and encodes 2506 amino acids. Gene Ontology annotation, cellular component: fungal-type vacuole membrane; endosome membrane.
CGAACAUCGCCGUCGGCCGCCACUUGCCAUAUACAAAUCUGCUUUGAAUGCCCGACAUAUGUGCCGAACAUGUUGAGAAGCUUUGCCACUAGUUAACAAACCAUGCAGCACAUCCUCAUUCCUACAAUUCACAUCAAACCAUCCAAGUCGAUGACAUGAUCUGCCACCACGACAGCCGGACUUGCGGCAUCAUAAUCCGACCCAAAUCCUAAUCCCGCCUGCUGCAUCAUCGCAAGCAAUAGCAAGCGCCAUCGAAGCUCUGCUAUUGCGGACAAAAACAUCGCCAGCAUGUCUACUCAAGAUUCCUCCCAGACCUCUACAGGUCCCCCUCCGUUACUAGCCCUAGGCCUUCGUUCACGACGUGGGUCCUUAGCUUCCAUUUCGGGGUCAACACCCAUUGACAGGGAGCAACUGGCCCAGGCCCUUGACAAAAUACACAAUACUGCGAGCCACUCUGAGACUCUUACGACAUUCAACGAAUUUGCUUCGCCCCCACCUCCAGCUGCAAGCACAGAAAGUAAAGGGUUGGUCAACGAUAUUAUGCCAAAUGGACUCAGUGGGCUCUAUAGUCGGUUUCGUGGUGCUGUUACUGGAGGCAAAGAGAAAAGCGGCCCGUCGUCCAAUAAGGGAGAUAAUGAUAGCAUUGAAAAUGGAUCCACGAAGAGCCAAAGCGCAACCACUCCCACAUCGAAAGGAUCCAUUGCACCAACUAGAGAGGAUAGUGGUGUUACCGCAACCUCGCAGAUCUCAGCGUCCUCUUCCCGCCUUCAGUCACCUACGGCUUCGUCGUUCCUUGGGCAUUCUUCCGAGAGCCAGUCAAUGAUGAAGUCUUCAAAAGGCUCAAUGGGUUCCACAGCAGCUACGACACCUGGCACAGCCAAGUCAGGAACCUCUUCUAAACCCUCCAUGACCCCUAUAACAAAAGCUACAAUAUCUACACCUACUACUGCCACAGUUGCCCCUAUCAGCGUCACCGCUUUCAAAGAGGGCGACAAUAAUCGUUCAAAUACAGAAAUGUGUGUAGCAGAAGCCAGGACUUUGAGUCCUACCACAACUCACGACCAAUCUAACACAUUUGGAUUUGGCGAACCUCAGCAAACCAGACGCCCAAUGGUCGAUGGAUCUGCAAUCGAUGAUUCUGAAGCUUCUGACGACGAAGCUGGCGAUGAGGCUAGUAUUGCGACCAACCCAGACUCUGCUCAAGAUCGUGAGUAUACUGGUGGCGACGGAAGUCUAGAGAUCGGAAAAAAGAAUGGAAUAGCAAAGACCGCAACCUCCGCUUUGUCUUCCCUGCGAGACUCAACACGAGCUAGUAAACAAGAUGGUCCCAAACGGCCAGCUGCAAUUGAGCGCAUCACACAGUCUCACCUACCAGGUUACCAGGCUUCAAGGGCAUCUUCCACAGAUCGCAGUACUGCCGAGACAAGCCCAGUAAACACUUCAGCACACAACAGCGUCCGACAUGGAUCUUUCUCAGUGGAUGAAGGACCUCAGUAUGGCUAUAUGGGUAAACGACGUAUUCCAGGCACAAUAUCAACAGAAGGCGCCUCAGAAGUUGUUGGCGCACGCCUGGAGCAAAUGAGAAAGCAAGUUUUGAGCAAGGAAUUCUGGAUGGCUGACGAAAUAUGCAAAGAAUGUUUUCUUUGUGGCGACACCUUCACCGCGUUUCGAAGGAAGCAUCAUUGUCGAACUUGUGGCUGUAUUUUUGAUUCUAAAUGUACCUCUAUCAUCUCAGGUCAGCGUUUUGGAGUACAGGGUUCUUUGAGAGUCUGUAAGACUUGCCUCGAUAUUAUAAAUCGCCGCCACGAGAGCAGUGGCUCCGACGAUUCUGCUGAUGACGAGUCCGCUCUUCCUACUUUCUUCCAGUCUCAGCAAGCAAAAUACGAGUCGUCCACCAAGGCCGGGUCAUCAGAACCAAUCGAGCACGCUCAAGAAGGGGAAAUCAUAGGUGGAAGUGACCGCACCCGGCCAUUGACAACACCAAUGAUGGCUAUUCCAGCUGCGAGAAGAAUUGGUGAUUCCACUAAUCGACGCUCAGCGGUCCUGGAGAUUGAUGCGCCACCGCAGUUAAGCCGUCCAAGCUCGUCAAGGUCCCUGAAAGCUCUGUCAACAUCUGCUCGUCCUCCGUCGUCUGGUCACAAGCGACACCACUCAAAACACAAUUUAUUUGGCCGGUUCAAGUCUACCGCCGAAGAACGAGCGCCAUUCCACAGGGGCUUGAAGGACGACCUUAACAAGAGGUCGCACUUACCUGCAUUUCACGAUGACAAUAUUAUCGAUCCUGAUCUAGCCCCCUAUAUGUCAGAUGAAGGCUCCAGUGCAGACGAGCAUUUAAGCAUCUUUUCAACCAUGAACAGUGGCAGCGUUGCAAGUCCAGUCUUCGAGAAUGAUAGAUCUGGGUUUGGGUCUUUGUUAAGUGCUGGCAAGAAACAUAGGUCUAGGGCUGGGGAAAAGAGUGUCAGCGGGGUCAGCUUCACGAGCCGUGGGUUAGAUGAUGGCGGCAGCACAACAGUUGUCGGCUUUUCGCGACCAAACAGAAGGCGAAAUAUGAGUGCUGCCAGCAACAAUUACAAUCACUCUCGACCAUCUCCACGACAACAAACGCCAGCAUUUGGUGAUCUAGAUGAGCAGGUGGUAGAUACAGAAGCAUCUUCGGCUCCAUCUAACAGUGGACCGUCGAGAAUGACUCGGAGCGCAUCUAUGAGGGAUGCUCGGGCACCCGCUAUAGAAUUGAACAAUGCCAGCUUGCAUCACGUACGACGCCUUCUGCAUCAGCUUUUGGAAGACGCAAAUAUACCUAAUGUUUCCUCUUGGGAAAAGGCACUCAUACCAAUCCUCCUUCAAUGCACAGACGAUGUGAAUCCUGAUGUUAGAGCUGGGGAUGAUAUUGAUAUACGGCACUACGUCAAGCUGAAAAAAAUACCUGGUGGCAAGCCUGGAGAUACUUCUUACGUAUCUGGCGUCGUCUUCACCAAAAACUUAGCGUUGAAAAGUAUGCCACGGAGUAUCUCGAAUCCUCGCAUUGUCAUUAUAUCAUUUGCCAUCGAAUAUCAGAGGCACCAGCAUCACUUCAUGAGCUUGGAGCCCGUCAUUGCUCAGGAGAAAGAAUUUCUAAGGAAUAUGGUCAACCGUAUUGCUUCUCUUCGACCACAGUUGUUGCUGGUGCAGAAAAAUAUCUCUGGUUUAGCUUUGCAAUACCUAGCGGAAGCAAAUAUUGCUGUGGCUUACAACGUCAAGCAGUCAGUCAUCGAAGCCGUUUCACGCUGCGCUCAGACCGAGAUUAUUUCAUCCAUUGAUAUGGUUGCUCUAAAGCCCGUCCAUAUAGGUAAGAGCGCAGGUUUUGAUGUCAAGACAUUCGUACACAGCGAUAUUCCGGGCAAAAAGAAGACGUAUUUUUACCUUUCCGGCUGUCCCAAGGAGCUCGGCUGUACGAUUGCACUACGUGGAGCCAGCAUGGACAUCUUGCACAAGAUGAAGAGAAUCACGGAGUUCAUGGUCUACGUUGUCUACAAUCUCAAGCUUGAGACUUGCCUUAUGCGGGAUGAGUUUGUUCUCAUUCCUUCAGUAGCUGAAAACAGUGGGAACAUUUCUCCAAAUAGACUACAAGCAGCUCAGUCCAGGGUUGUGAGUCCGAUGACUUCUAAGGACACUAUUGCUGCCGCCAGCGACAAAUUGACUGCAGUUGCUGAAGAUGCCAGGAAACUGCGGGAUGCCAGAAAUCUGAAUGAUGGCCCGAAACCUGUUAUCAGUACAAGACCAAUCGCAAUUGAUGGCACCGCUGCCGUUCUCUCACAAUCACCAGAAGAUCAGAAGCCAGAGUCUCAAACAGAAGCAGCAAGAUUGGUCUCUGCUCAUGAAUCUCACGCUCAUGGUUCUCAAGAAGAUCUUUUACCAGAAGAUAUACCUAUGCCCACCUUCUAUAGCGACAUGGUGGCGAAGCAUCGAACUAAGAUUUUGUCAGCCUCGCCGUUUGUCAAAUUUGUACAGCCAUAUUUGUUGAUGACGGCUCGGGAACAAGAACGCAGACUUGUUUACUUGAGAAGACUACGAGACCUGGAUACCUAUGAAGAACAAACCGAGACAGAGAAGGCCAAGCCGCAGAAGUUCCAGCUCAUUAAACCUGAAAUGGUACAUGAGACUGUCAAGAGAGCGCCUCGACAGAUUAUGGAAGUACUUCAUGCAGUCCAUGAUGCCGAAUAUGAUAAGGCUCUCCACGUUUACCAGACCCAAAAAAGACAAUGGGAGAAUUACAUCCAAGGCAACCUCAAUUUAUUUGAUCCAUACGCACAUCAAAACAUCACAGUCUUAUACACUGUCGUUUGUACGGCGACUACAAUCCCUUGCGCCGGGCCCGAUCUACUCGCUCUAGCAUUCUACAACGAGCACGCUGAGUUUGAGCCGGAUUGUACCUUGGGUCAAUACGUGGAAGACUUAUGCUUAAGUGUCAACACGGUCUGCACCUCGAAUGGUUGCGAGCGCAAGAUGUCUGAGCAUCAUCGAACGUACGUUCAUGGGGAAGCACGCAUCACCGUUUUCGUGGAGAAAUCGCCUUGCAAAAUCAAAGGAUUACAAGAUUCUAUAUUGAUGUGGAGUUACUGCAAAAUUUGUCAAAAAGAAACACAAGUCAUGCCGAUGUCAGAAAGUACGUGGAAAUACUCUCUCGGGAAAUACCUUGAAUUGUCGUUCUGGAGUAGCGAGCUCCAUCUUAGAGCAGGGUUUUGUCCACAUGACAUCCACCGCGACCAUCUUCGAUACUUCGGAUUUCGGAACGUUGCAAUUCGGGUGCAUUAUGAUCCAAUCGACCUCCUUGAGAUCAUUGUUCCACGCACUAGGGUGACUUGGAAAGUGGAUAAUGACCUGAGACUGAAGAACGACCUGUUCACAAAAAUAGAGGAGCGGUGGAAUCGCUUUAUGGCGUCAGUUCAUUCGAGAAUCCAGGGAAUCAAUAUUGACAGUGUUGCACCUGAGAAGGCCGAAGCUUGCAAAGCCGAGGUAGAAGGACUUGCCAAAAGGGCCCAAGAAGAGCACGCAGGGAUGAUUCGAAAACUCCAAGAGAAAUACAUGACCUCGAAAUACUAUGAGAUCAUUCCACUAAAUCGAGCUGUAAGAGCAAUGCAGGAAAAGGUGGCAGAAUGGGACGAUGCAUUCUCGGAUUUUGACACCAACUUCUUCCCGUCUGAGAAAGAUAUCAGAAAACUCGCUGCCUUGCAGCUCAAGAAAAUGUUCAUUGACCGCGACGAUGCAGCUACCUCUAUCUCAACAGAGCCGACAGACCUGACCUCUGACGUAGACGAAAAGUCACCCAGUGCAUCACUAGAGUUGACCCGCAAUAAUUCCAAUAUUUCUGCAGAAGAAGCACGGGAAGUCUUGACAUCUGUGGUAGAGGAGCAACUUGGUAUUGCAAACCCUGCCACUUCAGAACCCCCUGUUCCAGAGAUCCCACAUGGUCCGCCUGAGGCCUCGGAGCUUGACCGCGAAGGCAUCGAUCACCUGGAUCUGGCCUAUGCCAAGAAGGAAGAAGAACCUGAGCCAACACCUACUGAAACCCCGUUUGCAACUGAUUUGUCGUCUAUCGCGACUCCAUCCGAAUCAGAUGCUACAUCAUCGCAACUUGUAGAAACACCGCUAGAGUCUACGCUAUCAGAGAAGAUCGAGAAACUUCGUCGAGCAAAUAUGGCAAGCCCAGAACCGGGGUCUGUAUCCGAAGUAUCUGGUAUUCCACGUCCAUCCGAGCGCGGCACAUCCAGACCGGGCGGUUCGGCAUCAUCACCUCCGCUAAUCCGCACUCAGUCACAACCCGCGGGAACCAUGCGUCGUAUUCACCCAAGCUCCCGAACUCACUCAAGACAAGGUGACCACAAGGCAGUUGGUGAGGUUUUGACUCCUACUCUUGAAGGCCUGAAGCCCUCCGCCACUGAACCCAUCGCGAAAGCGACCGACAAAAAGCUCGCAGAGAGAUUCGGUUUGGGCUCCAUGAAAGCUCGAAAGGGUCAGUCGUAUAUACCUCGAUCCACGGGGUCCCAUGCGAAGCGGAAAGACUCGAAGGUAACAACAUUAGCCAAACACUUUGAGCAACUAAGUCGCGAGUUUGAGAAAGAGCGUCUCCGAGAUAAGAAACAGCGCGCUGCUCGAGUGACGCAGUCACGAGGAGCGUUUCCUAAAGCAUCCUCAAAGCCUAUUGUUGAAGUUUACAAAGAUGCCAAUGAAGCAGUUGAAGAGCGUGGCCCAACUGACGAACAGUUGCAAGCCGCUCAGCCUACAAAUACCAACACCGAGUCAAUCAGCACUAUCGAAGGUCUCGCCGAAAUGAACAAGGAUGAUACAGCUGGCGACACUGCUCCUCACUCUCCAACGGAUGGCGGUGUCACAGCAGAUGAAACGGCUACCGAAACCGAUGACAAUCACAACAAUGUUAGCCAGACAGGCUCGGACGAUGAUGGAGCAGGAAGUGACGCUGAUCAUUCGUUGCUUGAUGAUAUUCCUGGUGUAGCAGAGAUUGCUGAAUCGUUGAGAUCGUCAAAAUUAUCUACUGAUACCCAGGAGGACAUUCCCAAACACGAAAAGUCGAGUUUGAUGAAAGUGUUGACAACCUUUUGGGCAGAACGUUCGGCCAGUGGUUGGACACCUCUGGACUAUCCUACCAAUGCUGGUGAUCAUAUCUUUGCAGACAUGGACGUCAUUGUUCGAGAAGACGAGCCCAGCUCAUUGAUAGCCUUUGCUCUCCAGACACAGGACUAUAAAGACAAAUUGGCGGAUAUUCGAAACCAGGGCCAAGCUCACUCCAGGAAGGAACCCCGGCCAACCUCCAACCAGGGUGGACCUCCUGACAUAUGUGAAGAUGGUAUCGAUCAAGCCGAAGUCGAAACGUCACUCCUUCGAGCAACUGGGACUCAUUUAGCAUACUCAUUUGUUGAUGGUUCAGCGCGAAUGCAAUGCAAGAUUUUCUUCGCAGAGCAAUUCGAUGCUGUGCGACGAAAAUGUGGAGUCGCAGAUCGUAUCGUAGAGUCAUUGUCACGAUGCCUGAAAUGGGACUCCAAGGGAGGCAAGACCAAAUCGGUGUUUUUGAAGACAUUGGAUGAUAGGCUUGUCAUCAAGUCGCUCUCUCCAAUCGAGACGCAAGCCUUCUUAAAGUUCGCACCUGCAUAUUUCAACAUCAUGGCUGAAGCCCUCUUCCACGAUCUGCCAACCGUCAUUGCGAAGAUGCUUGGUUUCUACCAGAUCAUUAUCAAGAAUCCCAUCACUGGCACUGAAAUCAAAUGGGAUGUGCUUGUUAUGGAGAACUUGUUUUACGAUCGUUCUCCCACUCGUAUCUUCGAUCUCAAGGGCUCGAUGCGCAAUCGCAAGAUCCAGUCAACUGGAGAGCAGAACGAGGUCUUGCUUGAUGAAAAUAUGGUGGAAUUCAUCUACGAGUCACCACUCUUUGCACGCGAGCAUUCCAAGAAGCUGCUCAGAGCAGCUAUCUUCAACGAUACUCUCUUCCUCCAAAGGAACGAUGUUAUGGACUAUUCAUUGAUGGUAGCAGUCGACGAAGCCAGAAAAGAGCUCGUAGUCGGCAUCAUCGACGUUGUGCGGACGUAUACCUGGGACAAAAAGCUCGAGUCCUGGAUCAAAGAUCGAGGAUUCGCAGGCGGUGGACGGAACAAACCUACUGUCACUUCGCCCAAGGAAUACAAAUCUCGAUUCCGUGAAGCCAUGAAUAGAUACAUCCUCCAAGCACCGAAUAGCUGGCAUCAAUGGCAACAGGUCGAGACACGACCUCAUGCUAGAAUAGAAGCGAGACCAGAAAGCAGAGUCGAUAAUGAACAAUAGAGUUCAUUUCAUGAUGAAUGAUGACUACGACGAUUACGAACAUAGAAGAGCAGGAGCAUUCAGCGGAGCGUAGGAGUUAGGAUUGAGGGGGACCACCAUAGUCUUUUAGUGCUUUGACGGAGCAUAGGUAGUUGAAUUACAUUAAAAAGUCCUCUUUACCUCUCCG